Orbicella faveolata is the source of this 1551-nucleotide messenger RNA. Its product is annotated as putative peptidyl-tRNA hydrolase. The record is from RefSeq and is a predicted model, not a curated record. Lineage: Eukaryota; Metazoa; Cnidaria; Anthozoa; Scleractinia; Merulinidae. Gene Ontology annotation, molecular function: peptidyl-tRNA hydrolase activity.
CGCUGUCAGAAAUGCAGGCUCGUGUUUGUAUUGUCGUAUUGCUCAACAUGGCGGAGCCUUGUAGACGUGCACUGCGACUCUUCUUGGCUAGUUUGGGGCCCCGAAGGACAUCAAAGUCAUUCAAGCUUAUUUGCCAACGGAACGCAAGCCAAGCUCAAGGUUGCGAUGCUAGGAAACUUCGUGCUAUGGUUGUGGGUCUGGGUAAUCACAGUCUCCCGGACACUCGACACAGUGUUGGGAUGCUUGUGGUGGACUGUCUGGCCAGACAUUUGGGAGCCAUUUGGCAUUUUGACCGUAGAUCUAUUGGUCACUUGGCUGUGACAACUGUGGAUGAUCAGGAGAUUAUACUGUUGAAACCUACUGUGGCAAUGAAUAUAAAUGGAAGGAGUAUUGCAAGAACAGCUGCAAUGUACAACGUCAACCCAUCCAAUGUUAUUCUUGUACAUGAUGACCUUGAUAGACCUGUGGGAAAAUAUAGUUUGAAACACGGAGGAAGUGCUGGGGGACACAAUGGAGUGCGAUCGGCCAUUGCAUCUCUGACCUCAGAUACCUUGAAGAGGGUGCGAGUAGGGAUAGGAAGGCCAGCUAAAAGAGAUCAUGUGACAGAUUAUGUUCUAAGCGAGUUUGAACCAACAGAGAUCCCUGUUGUGCAGGGCACAGUGGAGAAGUGCUGUAAGGUCCUCAUCGAUGAGCUCCAGCUAUUUAGGACCCAAAGCAAUGAUACCAAGGAUACAGAAAACAGUGAAGGAGCUAGAGUUCAGUAUCACACGCAACAGCAGUCAGUUCUAUAACAAAUUCUAAUAACAUGGUAGUUGUGGUACUAACAUGCCUUCUUUUUUUAUUGACGUUGUGUAGAGUACAUAUUGUAUGCUGUAUACACCCUGGAUAGGUGUUAUUUAUAUGUUUCUGUUACUGUCAAACACAGAAAUUUCCAGUUUUGUGAGUUACAGGCACUUUUACUACAGGAAAACAAUGAAAGUUUGACCAAGUUUGAGAGGAGUUGGGAAUGCAAUGUUAGGCUUUAUAUUAAUUCAGUCAAAUGCAGUUCUGGCUGCAGGGAUUGUUUUUGAACAUUAACUGAAGUUGCAGAUUUAAAGGUCUUUGAAUGUACUGUACAGUUAUUGUACCAUUUGAAUUAGCUGGCUUUUUUCUCCAAAUCUCUUUAUUUAGAUGGUAAUGACUAAGAUUAAAAGAGGAGUACUUUACUAGAUAAAUUUUGAUGGCCUAUCAAUUAAUUUAUUUACAAGGAAUAUUUUAUUAUCAAAAUAACUGAAGAUAAUUACUAUAGAUAAAAAUCAGGACAGUUUGAUGCCUGUCCCCAAAUCCAGUCAAAUUGUUGAAAGAUCAACAGGAAUCUUUAUUUGUAGUACUCAGAUAUUACUAUUUAAUAAAUUAUUUACAGAAUAAUUGGAAAAAAAUGAAAAUCAAGCAGAGUAGUAGUGUCCUCCGCAGCCGUUUUUUGAAUGUUACCCAACGCUCUGGGGGAGCAUUGCAUGACAGCCUUUUUUUGGGGGGGGGGAGCAUUGCAUGACAGCAUUGCGUGACAUCUCC